Messenger RNA from Uranotaenia lowii, 1747 nucleotides. It is a transcript of the gene Smu1, whose product is annotated as WD40 repeat-containing protein SMU1. Gene Ontology annotation, biological process: mRNA splicing, via spliceosome. The transcript has 4 exons. The record is from RefSeq and is a predicted model, not a curated record. Bases 115 to 1644 code for a protein of 509 amino acids. Gene Ontology annotation, molecular function: protein binding. NCBI's taxonomy places the organism in Eukaryota, Metazoa, Arthropoda, Insecta, Diptera, Culicidae. Gene Ontology annotation, cellular component: precatalytic spliceosome.
UCAUUGUUUGUUUACUUUUAAAAAUCUCCAAAAUUUUUAGUGCUGUACGGUAUACGGUAUUUUUCUCUCGAAAAAAGUGAAUUUUAUUGGAAAAGUUCAAUCUAAUAGUUCAACAUGUCCAUAGAAAUCGAAUCUGCCGACGUCAUCCGGUUAAUCCAGCAGUAUUUGAAAGAAUCGAAUUUGCACAAAACUUUACAAACGCUCCAGGAAGAAACGGGUGUGUCCCUCAAUACGGUUGACAGUGUUGAGGGUUUCGUGUCCGAUAUCCACAAUGGUCACUGGGACACUGUUCUGAAAGCUAUCCAAUCGUUGAAACUUCCGGACAAAAAGUUGAUCGAUCUCUACGAGCAGGUAGUGCUGGAGUUAAUUGAGUUAAGGGAACUGGGAGCAGCUCGGUCCUUGCUACGACAAACCGAUCCCAUGAUUAUGCUGAAACAGCAAGAAGCCGAAAGAUACAUCCACUUAGAGAAUAUGCUACAGCGAGCAUAUUUUGAUCCCCGGGAGGCCUACCCGGAAGGUGGAAGCAAAGAAAAGCGACGGGCGGCAAUUGCUACAGCUCUAGCUGGGGAAGUUUCAGUGGUGCCCUCGUCUAGGUUGCUGGCUUUGCUGGGACAAGCUCUGAAGUGGCAGCAGCACCAGGGUCUGUUGCCACCCGGUACGACUAUCGAUUUGUUUCGCGGUAAGGCCGCCAUUCGGGACCAGGAAGAUGAAUCAUAUCCCACCCAAUUGGCCCGGCAAAUCAAGUUCGGUCAGAAAAGUCACGUGGAAUGUGCUUUCUUUUCGCCUGAUGGCCAAUAUUUGGUUACAGGAAGCGUGGAUGGAUUUAUUGAAGUGUGGAAUUUUACCACUGGCAAAAUUCGUAAGGAUUUGAAGUACCAAGCACAAGAUAACUUCAUGAUGAUGGAGCAAGCCGUGCUUGCUAUGGCAUUUUCACGUGAUUCUGAAAUGUUAGCCACUGGUUCCCAGGAUGGUCAGGUCAAAGUUUGGAAGCUGCUUACCGGUCAAUGCUUGCGAAGAUUCGAAAAGGCACAUUCUAAAGGUGUAACUUGUUUACAAUUUUCUCGCGACAACAGCCAGAUCCUUACAGCGUCGUUCGACCAUUUGAUCCGUCUGUAUGGGUUGAAAUCUGGCAAAAUGUUGAAAGAGUUCCGCGGGCACACUUCGUUUGUCAACGAAGCAGUUUUUUCGCCGGAUGGACACAGUGUGUUGAGCGCCUCAUCGGAUGGUUCAGUCAAAAUUUGGUCCCUAAAAACCACCGAAUGUACCAGUACCUUCAAAGCUCUCGGUAGUGAUUUGGCAGUGAAUUCAGUUCUCAUGCUUCCAAAAAAUCCUGAACAUUUUGUCGUUUGCAAUCGGUCUAACACAGUCGUCAUCAUGAACAUGCAGGGUCAAAUUGUGCGGUCGUUUUCUUCCGGUAAAAGAGAGGGUGGUGCAUUUAUCUGUGCGACUAUUUCACCGAGGGGAGAGUUCAUCUACUGCGCCGGAGAGGAUUUGGUGCUGUACUGCUUUUCGGUCACCUCCGGUAAGUUGGAGCGAACGUUGAAUGUGCACGAGAAGGAUGUCAUCGGACUGACACAUCACCCGCAUCAGAAUCUGCUGGCCACGUACAGCGAGGAUGGGCUGCUCAAAAUGUGGAAACCCUAAAGCGAACUGGCAAUUGCACCAUCCAAUCUCGAAAACUGGAGCUGAUAGUACUAAACUAAAUAAUUUCCUGUUUUGAUGCACGUCCUCAAGUAAGUCAAAAUGA